Molecule: messenger RNA, 1251 nt
Organism: Capsicum annuum
Lineage: Eukaryota; Viridiplantae; Streptophyta; Magnoliopsida; Solanales; Solanaceae
Product: C-factor
Exons: 6
Coding region: 191-1057 (288 amino acids)
Source: RefSeq, a predicted model, not a curated record
ACUUCACUUUGUUUUAAUUAAAGACUUCAAAAGGGUCUAUGGGCUCAUUUUUCUCAAGUAAAACCACCAUCAAACCUGUUGGUUAUGUUGGAACAGUCGGUGCGCAUCACCAAUUUUCUCAUAUGCAAUUUACACUUGAGUGAGAGUUACAAAGUUGUGUGUUAAGAGUUGGGAUUCAACAAAGCACAAAAUGAAUCUUAGUCGGCCGUAUCUCAGACAAGUUUUAGAAAGACGAGGGUACACAUUCACAUUCUCCACUUUAGCUUCCUCUGUGACAUGGAAAAGAGGCGGCGUUUCAAUGGUUCAAGGGGCUUCCAGGGGCAUUGGCUUGGAAUUUGUUAGACAGUUGUUAGAGAAAAAUGACAAAGGUUACAUUGUUGCAACGUGCCGUAAUCCUAGUGGAGCAACAGGGCUUCUGAAAUUGAAGAAUGAGUUUCCUGAGCGCCUUGACAUUCACCCGUUAGAUCUGACAGUUGAAAGCACCAUGGAGGACUCAGCUAAUUCGAUCAGAGACAAAUAUGGCUCGCUAAACCUCUUAAUUAAUGCAUCUGGUGUUCUUUCAAUACCCAAUGUUCUGCAUCCAGAAACAACACUGAGUAAGGUGCAGAGGUCAUCCUUGCUUCUUGCUUAUGAUAUCAAUGCUGUUGGUCCCAUUUUGGUUAUCAAGCACAUGUGGCCUUUGUUGAAAGCUGGAGGUGGCUCUGGAACUGACAAAGAUUUUGCUAUUGUUGCCAACUUAAGUGCAAGGGUGGGAUCAAUUGGAGACAAUGCUUUGGGAGGAUGGCACUCCUAUCGUGCAUCUAAGACUGCAUUGAAUCAGUUGACAAAGAGUGUGUCGGUGGAAUUUGCGCGUAAGAAGGAUCCAAUUAUCUGCAUUUUGUUGCACCCAGGCACAGUGGACACUGAUCUCUCUCAACCAUUUCAAAGAAAUGUUCCAAAAGAUAAGCUUUUCACCAAAGAGUUCUCUGUUCAGAAGCUCCUCAGCAUCAUGAACAAUACAAAGAGAUCUGAUAAUGGCAAGUUCUUUGCCUGGGAUGGUCAAGAAAUUCCUUGGUGAUUUUCCCCUGAAAUCUAGACACGACGAUUGGGUAUUUACUUGGUUCCGGUUGAUUCCUCCCGGAGAUGAUAUUCUUUUUUUCUUCUUGUUGAGCAGUAGCUUAUUUUCUUGUUACCUUUUUAUGUCCCUAUAUGAAUAUGCGCCAGUUCUAAUUAAACCAUUAAAUAAGAAAAAUAUUACAGUUCCAUUACAAA